UAAAAAAAGACAGAGAUAUAUUUUCACAUUAGCUGGUCUAGAGGAAGCCCACAAAAAAAGGCAGACAUGUAUGGACCAACAAGUCACAGGAGAUUUCGAGAUGUGUUCAACUUCCUCUGCUGAGUUUCACACAGCAAGAGAUGACUAUAUGCUGAGGUGACAGCCACACAGUCUUUUUUACCUUGGAUCUUCACCUAAUUUCAGCAAGCAAAAGGUCAUUAUGUCCAACAACUCCAUUGCAUGUCACAAUGAAAGUUCAGGCCAAUACAGCAUCUUGCCUGUGUGCAUAUACUCCUUCAUUUCCUCAGUGGGCCUCAUCUUUAAUAUCACAGCACUGGCUUUUUUUUUCCAUAACACCAAAUCCAGGUCACACACAAUCGUCUACAUGACCAACCUUGCCAUAGCAGACACACUGCUCGUCCUUACACUGCCAAUGAGGAUCUACUAUCAUCUGGGUUUUACUGGUCUUCCUCAGUGGUUCUGUGAUGGCCUGGGGUUGGUCCUGAAGGCCAAUAUGUAUGGGAGCAUCUUUCUCCUCACUUUCAUUUGCUUUGACCGUUGCAUGGCUGUCAGCUUUCCUAUGUCAUCGCAUGUUCAGGAAGGGAGACGGAAAGCGCCCGUGGUUUGUCUGGGAAUAUGGAUUCUCACCUUCGGAGCCAGCCUGCCCAUCUACCUGUUCGGGCCUCAAACGGAUUCCCCUAACUGUUUUGAUAACCUGCCUAUCUAUGCCAUACAACUCAAGGUUGUUUUACCAACGCUGUUAAUGGGAUUUGGCUUCCCAUUAGUAAUCAUGCUGAUCUGUUCCUGGGGUUUGGUCAGUUCUGUCCAACAAAGCACUGUGGCCCAGACCAAGCUAGUGGACGGCAGAAAAAUCUACAGGAUGAUCGCUACCAGUCUCCUCAUUUUCCUGAUCAGUUUCCUCCCUUACCAUGCCACCCUGGUUCUCCUGUAUCUUGAUGGACCUACACCCUCAUGUACUGUGCUGACUGCAUACCGCUACAGCCUGAUGGUGGCUUGUCUUAAUACAGUAUUAGAUCCAAUUGCAUAUUAUUUCACCACAGAUACAUUCAGGCGGAGUUUUGAUAUAAGCACUGUUAAGAGGAUGUUCCCCUUGAAUAGUCAAAGCUCUGAGUCGACCGGCAGGAGCAGACGUCCUAGAAAUAGCUAAAGGACUGUUGCAGAACCAAUCGGUAUUAUCACCCAAAAAUCCUCAAAGUUGUUCAGAAAAAAAAGGUGUUUUCAAAUUCAGGAUAUACUGUAUCCUGAAUUUGAAAACUUCAGAUUUGAAGAUUAUUUGGAUACCCGAGCAGCACUCUAGUAUGGGUUAUGCCUUAUUCUUAUCAGUGACCCUUAUCAAAUAUCUGAAUGAUUGCAUUAUAUUAUUGUACUAGACAUAAUUGGAAUUUGGUUAAUGCCUGCCACAAUCCCUAACAGCAAUACUGCUUUUGGCUCUGGGUUAUAGAGGGGUUAAGGUGUUUAUUUAAUCUGUCACUGUGAUGACUGAAGACAUACCAAUGUGGCUGAAUGUGUCAUGUGGGGGAGAGCGUGGCCUAGGGGAUAGAGCGGAUGUUCUGCAACAAGAAGGUUGCCGGUUCGAAUCCCACUCUUUCCGAUCUGUAUGCUUGGCAAGAUAUUGAACCCCUAAAAUGGCCCCUCAUAAAUGCUGAGUGUUCUAAAAAUGUAAGUUGCUUUGGAUAAAAGUGUCAGCUAAAUGACAUGUAAUGUUGAGUUAAUGUUAUAAUAUCCCACAUAAAUGGAGGAUCCAAUUGUUUCAUUGAUCAGUUUUUUCACAUGGAAUAAACCAAGCACCUAGGUAUUUUUUUAUCAAAUAUCUUUGUUUAUCUCAAGUGGAAAUGAAAAACAGAACUGAGAUGAACACAAAUAGAAACGGAAAAUGUAACUUUCAGCUGCCUUUGAUGGUGUAUGUCUCUAACAUGGGAAAAUGUUUCACUAUUUGCUUGUCUGUGCUUCACACAUAUUUCUGAGUAUAAACGGUAUAUCUCUUGCACUCUGUCAAAAUAAAGGUCAAUCAAGAGUU
Molecule: messenger RNA, 2038 nt
Organism: Platichthys flesus (European flounder)
Lineage: Eukaryota; Metazoa; Chordata; Actinopteri; Pleuronectiformes; Pleuronectidae
Product: lysophosphatidic acid receptor 6
Exons: 2
Coding region: 221-1168 (315 amino acids)
Biological process (GO): phospholipase C-activating G protein-coupled receptor signaling pathway; positive regulation of Rho protein signal transduction
Cellular component (GO): membrane
Molecular function (GO): lysophosphatidic acid receptor activity
Source: RefSeq, a predicted model, not a curated record